GGACUAUAAAAGGGUACGGCUGAGGGGCCCGGGCACCCUUUGGCUUGAGGCAGGCGUGCGCGUGCGCACUCAGGACUCAGGAUGCCUGUCGCCCGCCGCUGCCUCUCCCUGCUGCUCCUGUCCGCCUGUGUGGCUCUGUUGCUGCAGCCACCGCUGGGUGCCCGGGGGGCCCCGCUGGAGCCGGUGUACCCGGGGGACAAUGCCACGCCGGAGCAGAUGGCCCAGUAUGCGGCCGAGCUCCGCAGAUACAUCAACAUGCUGACCAGGCCCAGGUAUGGGAAAAGAGACAGAGGAGAAACGCUGGACAUCUUGGAGUGGGGCUCUCCCCACGCAGCUGCCCCCAGGGAGCUCAGCCCGAUGGACGUGUAACGCCACCGCCUGCCUCCUCUGGCUCCAAGGGCAGUGCCAGCCCAGCUCUCCCCUCUGCGCCCUUGGCAAUGGCCAAAGCUUGCUCCCCGCUGCUCCUCCGCAAACUAAAUAAAGCAAAUCAAAGUCA
This is a messenger RNA of Acinonyx jubatus (cheetah), 496 nucleotides long. It is a transcript of the gene PPY, whose product is annotated as pancreatic polypeptide. Gene Ontology annotation, molecular function: neuropeptide hormone activity; neuropeptide Y receptor binding. NCBI's taxonomy places the organism in Eukaryota, Metazoa, Chordata, Mammalia, Carnivora, Felidae. The record is from RefSeq and is a predicted model, not a curated record. Gene Ontology annotation, biological process: neuropeptide signaling pathway; feeding behavior. The coding region runs from base 82 to 369 and encodes 95 amino acids. The transcript has 4 exons. Gene Ontology annotation, cellular component: extracellular region.